CGUGUUGCCCAAUGUUGAAGGGUGCCGUGAUGCACUUGCUGUCAGUCUCUCCUCCCAUGAUGCAGUCCUCACUUCUUUCUUCUCUUCCGCAAGUCUCUUCAUCGUUGAUACCCUUCAUUCUCUUGUCUACCAGGCCGUACCAUUGCUCUGUCUCUAUUUAAAAGAAAAGAAGAAAGUGCCACCAUGACCAAAACAAUCUCCUCUCUUGUGCUUCUAUUGCUGGCCUUGUUCCAACUGAGCCAUUCGUUUACCCUGCAACCGGCUGCAGUUCCCCGACAAACUCGUCUGUUUUCCGACAAGGACAAGGACGGAGGCGCUGCCAUUGCCAAGCCCAAGAUUGGACAAAAGACGGCCGUCGAAGUCCAAACCAAACAAAAAGUCAGAAUCGUGCAAAGGGCCAAACCCGCCGAACCCGUUCAACGACGAGAAGAAAAAUUUGAAGACGCUCCCAUGUUCAAACUCAUGCUCAUUGGAGAUGACGGAUACGAUGUCACGCAUGUCGUGGAACGAUUGUGUGCCAUUGUCGAUGAUAUGGACGAAGAUCAGGCGGCCAAUGUCGUGCAACAAGCCGAUCAAGAAGGAAAGGCCAUGUGUGGAAAAUACCCCUUUGAACGAGCCGAACUCUUCAAGGAACAAUUGCAACGAUCGGAUCCCAUGAUCUUUAGUGAUUUGGAAGAUGAAAACAAAUAAAUAACAUGAGCACGCAUCAAUGAAGGAACGAAUGAAGGAAACACUACAACAAAUUAGUAUAAUAUAUAGAUUGUAAAGAACCAGUAGGGACAAAAGUCAUCAAUCAAGCAAUCAGUGAAAGGUGAAAGCAAACAACUGGCAGAAGUCUCAGGUCUCAGAGCAAACAAUAACCUCUGAACUGGCCAAAACCCUUCUCAAACUUCCAACUAAAAAUAUCUAGCAUUUUACUCUU
Seminavis robusta is the source of this 922-nucleotide messenger RNA. Lineage: Eukaryota; Bacillariophyta; Bacillariophyceae; Naviculales; Naviculaceae. The record is from the annotation of a GenBank genome assembly.